Messenger RNA from Abrus precatorius (Indian licorice), 1372 nucleotides. RefSeq lists its product as uncharacterized. NCBI's taxonomy places the organism in Eukaryota, Viridiplantae, Streptophyta, Magnoliopsida, Fabales, Fabaceae. The record is from RefSeq and is a predicted model, not a curated record. The transcript has 2 exons. Bases 213 to 1013 code for a protein of 266 amino acids.
UGGAAUAAAUCCAAUAUUGGGCGUAUAUAAGUCAUAAAGAAACCUUAAAAAUUUCCACUCGGUUACGUCGUGCAGUGGGAGAAAAAGCGAUUGUUUUGGGCCUAGAUUGGUUAUGGUCAACGGUCAAUGUCAUCGCCGUGAAGAAGGCACCAUUGUUUAAGCGUUAGGACUCUUCCCUUCCCUCUCUUUGCACAUUUCAAACUGCUUCUGCCAUGGAUUUCCAGAAGAGAAGGGUUCAAUUGCUCCUCUUUGUCGCUGCCAUCAUUGUUCUCAGCCUCACUGCUGAAAAAUGCAGGCAGCUUGUUGGGGAGGAGGGAUCAUCCCAGAGUGGAAAGUUUACCAUCUUGAAUUGCCUUGAUAUGGGUUCUGGAACUGUAGCAUGUGCUGUCAAGGAAGGGGUGAAGCUCUAUUUUUACAGUAUUAGAUCUUCUCAUGUUGAAAGGGCAAGGAGUCUUGCAAUUGAGUCUGCUCUUGUUGAUGCUGUUUCCCAGGGAAUGUCCCCAACAGAUUCAGCAAAACAUGCGCAGAAAGAGGGUAAAAAGGCAGCAAAGUUGGCUUCCCGUCAAGCCAAGAGGAUUAUAGGCCCCAUCAUCUCUUCUGGAUGGGACUUUUUUGAAGCUAUAUACUAUGGCGGUACCCUCACAGAAGGGUUCCUUAGGGGCACUGGUACUUUGUUUGGUACUUAUGCUGGGGGGUUCCUUGGAGAGCAAAAGCUUGGUAGACUUGGCUAUCUUGUUGGAAGUCACAUGGGCAGUUGGGUAGGUGGUAGGAUAGGAUUAAUGGUUUAUGAUGUGGUUAAUGGGGUGCAUUUACUGUUGCGAUUUGUUCAGACAGGAGAGAUUGAAGUUCAUGAAAAGUCUGAAGCACCAGAAAAUUCCUUUUAUGAAGAAAAAUCUGUUUAUGACAGCUCUGAAGGCUCCAGUGUUUAUGAAUCAUCUCCCGCAGAAGAAUCCAAUGCCUAUGAGUCAACUGAACAUGAGAGAUAUGAAACAUAUGAAGAUUCUGAAUUGUGAUUUUGAAGAUGAUAUAUUGAAAUUUGCACAAAUCUUGUGUCAGCUCUGAAGGUUUCCAGUAUCAUAAAAUCAUCUCCCAGCCAAAGAAUCCAAUGCCUACUAAUCUACUGAACGUCAGCUAUGAAACGUGAAGAUUCUAAACUCAGACGAAAUUUUGAGUUUAUGUAUUGGUAUUUGCUCAAGUUUUAGGUCGACGAUUAGCGUUUUUGUUAGAUGUCUCAGCUUCAAUAUAGUGGGGAAUGGGGAUGUAUUGCUAGCUCCAACCUGGAGGCUUUAUAAAUGCUCCGCCUCAUGUAGCUACCAAAUAUAGAAGGUCCAGACUAUUGUGCUCAAUGUACUUAUUUGUUGCCUUUAGUCAU